Messenger RNA from Trichoderma citrinoviride, 3431 nucleotides. RefSeq names its product WD40 repeat-like protein. The record is from RefSeq and is a predicted model, not a curated record. The transcript has 2 exons. The annotation marks the transcript as partial. Lineage: Eukaryota; Fungi; Ascomycota; Sordariomycetes; Hypocreales; Hypocreaceae. Gene Ontology annotation, biological process: tRNA methylation. Gene Ontology annotation, cellular component: cytoplasm. Gene Ontology annotation, molecular function: protein binding.
AGAUGGGAUGGAUUUGGGGUGGCACAGUUUGUAUCAAGGCGGUUGGCAGUUGGAAUACCCAAGCUGGUGGGAACAAUCUGUACCUGGACAUAGACUUAACAAGGGACCUCUCCCACGUCCCCAUCACAGCCCUCGCCCUAUCCCGCUCACCCUCCGGCCAGCUCCUCGUCCUCGCCGGCGAGGACUCGGACCUCGUCGUCUACGAAGCGCAAACCGGGCAGCUGAAAGAUCGCCUGCUUUCUCGGACGAGCGUCUUUGUGGAUCAGCCUAUUCACGGGAUCCAUGUGCGGCAUGGACGGGUUCUGGUCUGGGGGGGCUGCCAUGUGGCUGUUCUGUCUCUUGAGCGUCUCAUCACUGAGCAGCAGCAGCAGCAUGAUGGCGUCGAUGGGGGUAGGAAGCGUGCGGUUGCCAAGGCGAUGGCUCCCGACUGGAUAUUUCACGGCGCUUUUUCAGAGGGCGAUGAUUCAGUGGGUGCCCUCGCCACGGCUCACAACGAAGUCAUACCCCUGAGAUACUCCUCCGACACGGGCGACAUCCACCUCGGCGCUGCCAUUGCGCCUUCUAGGCCGAUGCUCUACUCUGCGCAUCUCACCUGGACGUCAGACGACACCGUCCUGGUCGCCGGCGGGACAGUCUUUGGGCACGUCGUCGUGUGGAAAUGCCGUCUAGCAAAGGACAACGGCGAGGGAACAACAUCAACGGAAACGCUAUUCAACUUUGAGGGCCACGAAGGGUCAAUCUUUGGCGUGGACAUGUCUACAGUUGUUCUCUCCGACGGGAGUAUGGCCCGGAUACUUGCCAGCUGCAGCGACGACAGGACGAUCCGCAUAUGGGACAUCACUGAGCGUGACGAUGGAGCUUCUCGCUCUCAUGGCCCUCAGGCACCACAAAUCAUCGACACAGGCUUCGGCGGCAGUGACUUCAAUACCACCGACGCCGACGCCAACCAAAAUCCCAGCAGACAAAAUGGCUCCGUCGCCGCCGCCAUGGGCCACGCCUCGCGGAUAUGGGGCGUGAAGUUCGGCCCGUCGUGCGGACAGGACGCUCUGUCGGUGUACUCCUUUGGCGAGGAUGCGACGACGCAGAGAUGGCAUCUCCAUCUGAGCCAUGUAGCAGCAUCGUCUCAGGAGGCUGACCGCAGCUCGAGACAUUUGAUGGGGAAGCUGUCUCACAGCAAGACAUUCUCUCUGCAUAGCGGCAAGCAUCUGUGGUCGAGGGCCGUGCUGCUCGAAGACAAGGCCGCGCUUGUUGCUACCGGUGGCGCCGAUAGUCAGAUUUGUCUCAUUGACGAAUCGAAUCUUCUACUUGGUGAACGGUCAGAUACUAGUCUUGGUAAUGUAUUGACAUUAGAUACCGUCGACAUUCUCAGGGGUCUCCUCGAUUCAGGUACCUCCAACACACCUGCGAAAGAGAUAAUCAGUCGCUACGAUUUUCUCUCACAUGAUCACAUUCUUGUCACGACCAGCCAGGGAAGGCUUCUUCUCGGCCACCUAAAGGAGCCUCAUGUUGAACCGAAAUGGGGGCAGAUUGAGGUUCCCAACAACCUACGCGACGACGUCAAGCUUUGCUAUGUCGUCAAGGCUAUUGCCCCCACGGCAGUUCUUCUGGGCACGACGAGUGGGAAUAUCUAUCAUUUCCAUCUCACCUCCCAACAGAUAAAGCAUAUUGCCUCCGUGCCUGGCAAAAUCAUCGAAAUGAACCGUCUAUCGAGUAGGGAUGGUGUGGCCGAGGUAUUGAUCUACCUUCACGGAAGGGCAGAGUCUCACUUCUUUGCAAUUGAUGUCUCAACGGGACAUGUCCACCUCCAGGGACAAACCAAGGGGCUCGACCCCAGGUUUGUCCCAACAGCAGCUGGAAAAUUGAAUGACUUGCUCGUCGUCGGCUCUCGGCAUGGCUUCCUGUCCGUCCUGGAUCGACAAGAGGAUGGAUCGUACCACUCAAUCCUAGACAUCGCCACACGAAGCCGUGAUACCAUCACGGCCAUUCUUCCACUGCCUCCCAAAUCAGGCUCGCCACACGCCUCACGGUAUAUCCUCGUCACAAGCCGAGACGGAAAGUACAGGAUAUACGAACUGGAUCGAAAAUCAGGUUCCGUUCUCCUUCACCUGCGACACGAAACCUCGCCACCAUUUGGACCUAUGAUCGCCGGCGCCUGGUUUACUCAAGACACCGUGCCUGAGCUUGUGUUAUAUGGCUUCAGAAGUAAAGACUUUGUCAUUUGGAACGAGACACGGCGGGAAGAAUUGGCAACCAUUGAGUGCGGUGGCGCCCAUCGGACGUUCCAGCUGACAUAUAGCGAAAUAAUACCUGGAAGAUAUCGUUUCGCCUUCACCAAGACCUCCAAGCUCUCCAUUUCCUCAUCGGAUCGUUUGGCGCAUGAGUGGGUGAAGGCUGGAAUUCACGGCAGGGAGAUUCGAAGCUUGAGUUCCAAUGGUCGUUAUAUCGCCACAGGUGCCGAGGAUACCACCAUCCGCAUUUGGGAGUAUAUACAUGUCGCAGACGGCACACAAUCGGAGCUGCGGUGCGUCGCAGCUAUGAAGGCGCACAUCACAGGUCUGCAAAAGCUUGUCUGGCUGGGCGACGAGUAUCUCUUCAGCAGCGCUGGCAAUGAGGAAUUCUUCGUUUGGAAAGUGCAGAGCCUGGAGUCGGAUUACACGGGGUUGGCGGUCAUGUGUGAGGGUGUCUUCACAGAUAAGAGCGCAGAUGCAGAUCUCCGCAUCAUGGAUUUUGACGUCUGCCAGUCUGACGAUUCAAGCGGCAUGGUGGUGACCAUGGGCUUUUCGAAUUCGGUGAUCAGGACGUAUCGCUACACAAGCGACGAUGGCCGAUUUAAACUCCUUGCCAAGGGUAGAUACACAGGAGCAUGUCUCACCCAAACGCGCCAUCUGAUAAUGCGCGAUCAGCUACCACGACUGCUCACAGCAUCCACGGAUGGCCACCUUGCCUUGUGGCGGACCGAGCCACAUGAGGGAACCUUGCGCGAGUAUGUCCUGGAGCAAGCGGUGCCGUUGCACCAGAACAGCAUCAAGAGCCUGGACAUGAUCGAAUCAGGAGAAGGCUAUCAAGUGUUCACUGGAGGCGACGACAACAGCGUCGGGGUAACGUGGCUCGGUGCGACCUCGGGCAGCACAGACGGUGCAAGCUGGGCGUUUUCGGGGCGAAGCAUUGUGCGCAGAGCCCACGCUGCAGCCAUCGCAGGCGUCCUACUGAUUCGUCGGCGCACGGGAGUCGUAGGAAUAAGCGUGAGCAACGAUCAGCGAGUGAAGCUCUGGAGCGUCCCUAGCGACCAAGAUGGAAAUGUCGAGCUGAUCAGGGGGGACUGCAUCGGCGUGGCAGACGCGGGAGACAUCGCAGCAGUCGGCGACCUAGACAAUGGCAUGGCGACCAUAGUAAUCGCAGGCGUAGGGCUCGAGGCCUGGAGCCUCAAGUAA